Colias croceus (clouded yellow) is the source of this 2063-nucleotide messenger RNA. RefSeq names its product phosphorylase b kinase gamma catalytic chain, skeletal muscle/heart isoform (gene PhKgamma). The transcript has 12 exons. Bases 427 to 1686 code for a protein of 419 amino acids. Gene Ontology annotation, molecular function: phosphorylase kinase activity; calmodulin binding; ATP binding. Gene Ontology annotation, biological process: glycogen biosynthetic process; protein phosphorylation. The record is from RefSeq and is a predicted model, not a curated record. Lineage: Eukaryota; Metazoa; Arthropoda; Insecta; Lepidoptera; Pieridae. Gene Ontology annotation, cellular component: phosphorylase kinase complex.
ACCAACACAGUCCUGACAUUACUUGAUCUGUGGUCCUGACGUAGAACUUAGAAGACAGUUGACAUUUGUCUGACAUUGUAGUUGACAGAGAUUGAGAUGAAAUUAUUUUUAUUUAAUCUGAUUUAAUCAACAUUUUGUUUUGUACGGUGCCUUUUUAUGAUCUAUAAAUGAAUCUGAUCAAAUACGUAAUUUUCAAAUGUUAAGAUACUAUAACAGUUAACAUUGCUCGUUGAAAAGUAAUUGUACGACUGAAAAAAAAUAAUAAGUAGUUGUAAUUCGAAUGUAAACUUUACUAGGUAUAUAAUAAGUUUACUGUCAUUUUAAUGUUAAAUAUAACCUGUCGGAGGUCUGUGUGAACUGGCUAAUAGAGUGAAAAUUUAUCUAGUGCUUAGCGUGUAAAGAAUUAUUAGUGAUACAAAAGUGAGCAUGGCGAAGGAAGAGGAUGACGACAAUUUGCCGGACAAAGACGCGGCAAAGGAGUUCUAUGCUAAAUACGAACCGAAGGAAAUAAUUGGACGAGGCAUCAGUUCCACAGUAAGACGAUGUAUAGAAAAAGAGACAGGUCGGGAAUAUGCAGCCAAGAUCAUAGACCUCAGUCAGGAGUCUCAAGAUGGGGUGGACACGCAAACCAUGAGAGAUGCAACUCGGCAAGAGAUCAGCAUCUUGAGGAUGGUGGCGGGGCAUCCCUAUAUUAUUGAGCUGCAAGACGUGUUCGAAUCGGAGACGUUCAUCUUCCUGGUGUUCGAGCUGUGCAAGAAUGGGGAGCUGUUUGACUACCUCACGUCUGUGGUCACGCUCUCGGAGAAGAAGACGCGCUACAUCAUGAGACAAGUGCUGGAGGGCGUGCGGCACGUGCACAGCAAGCGCAUCGUGCACCGCGACCUGAAGCCGGAGAACAUCCUGCUGGACGACCAGCUCAACGUCAAGAUCACCGACUUUGGCUUCGCCAAGCUGCUCGCUGACGGGGAGAAGCUCUUCGAGCUGUGCGGCACGCCGGGCUACCUGGCGCCGGAGACGCUGAAGGCCAACAUGUUCGAGGACGCGCCCGGCUACGGACACGAGGUCGAUAUAUGGGCGUGCGGCGUCAUCAUGUUCACUUUGCUGGUGGGCUGCCCGCCGUUCUGGCACCGCAAGCAGAUGGUGAUGCUGCGCAACAUCAUGGAGGGCCGCUACUCCUUCACCAGCCCCGAGUGGGCCGACAUCUCGGAGGACCCCAAAGAUCUCAUUCGCAAGUGCCUAGUGGUGGAGCCGGAGGAGAGAAUCGGCAUAGAGGACGCGCUUGGUCACCCGUUCUUCAACGCUAAGCUGUGGGACCAGGACGUGACGCCGCUCAAGAAGACCUACUCCAGCGCCGGCCGCCGGAUGUCGCGCAUCGACCAGAUCGCCAUGGCGCUGAAGGCGGGCGGGUGGAGCGCGCGCGCGCGGCUGCGCGUGGCGCUGUGCGCGGUGCGCGCCGCCGUGCGCCUGCGCCGCCUGCCGCACGCCGCCGCCAGCGCCCUGCCGCUGCAGGACGCGCUCACCGACCCCUACACGCUGCGCGUGCUGCGGAAGGUGAUAGACGGUUGCGCGUUCCGCGUGUACGGGCACUGGGUGAAGAAGGGCGAGGGGCAGAACCGCGCGGCGCUGUUCGAGAACACGCCCAAGACGGAGCUCAAGAGCCUGUACGUGAGCAACCUGAGCCGGUAGGCCGCGCGCAGCACCGCCGCCAAGCGCUGCGACCCUGGUACCACGAGGAGUCGACGUACCAGGGCGGCAGAAGUGGCGAGACGUCGCGAGGUUGGUCGGCGAGUAGCCAGUAGUCUGUAGUUAGUGUAACGACGCAGGCAAUAAGUCAUUUGUGAUCUAUUACGUUAGUUAGAUUCUUGUAUAAGUAGUAUUAUUCAGUUGUGAUAACUGGUGUGAUGUCGAGUUCUGUUUCGAGUUACUUUUCUACGAUCGACCACUCGUUCGAAUUAUAUUAGCCAAUAAGUUAUGUAAUAUAUAAUGUACAUUAUAUUUAUGGAUGUUUAAAUGUAUUUGUUUUAAUGCAAAGGAAUGUUAUUCAAUACACUAUUAUAAGUAUA